GCUAAGGCUGCCGCGGCCGCCGCCGCCGUCAAGGCCGGCACCGGCAAGAAGCUCGUCAAGCGACGAACGAAGGUCCACUUCUACAAGCCCAAGUCCUUCAAGCCGCCCUCGGACCCCAAGUACGCGCGCAAGUCCGUGCCGUCGCGCGUCAAGAUGGACAAGUACCGCGUGAUCAAGUACCCGCUCACGACGGAGUCGGCCAUGAAGAAGAUCGAGGACAACAACACGCUCGUGUUCAUCGUCGACGUCCUCGCGAACAAGCGCCAGAUCAAGGACGCGGUGAAGCAGAUGUACGAGAUCGCGUGCGCCAAGGUCAACACGCUCAUCCGCCCCGACGGCCAGAAGAAGGCCUACGUGCGCCUCACCCAGGACUACGACGCCCUCGACGUCGCCAACCGCAUCGGCAUCAUCUAGACGGCGACCCGAAACCACCUCGCCGGUCCCGCGCCGCCGCGCGCGGCAUCGGACCCCCCCCUCUAACGACGACCCAUCUUCGA
This is a messenger RNA of Aureococcus anophagefferens, 497 nucleotides long. RefSeq names its product 60S ribosomal protein. Lineage: Eukaryota; Pelagophyceae; Pelagomonadales; Pelagomonadaceae. Gene Ontology annotation, molecular function: rRNA binding; structural constituent of ribosome. Gene Ontology annotation, biological process: translation; ribosomal large subunit assembly. Gene Ontology annotation, cellular component: ribosome; cytosolic large ribosomal subunit. Bases 154 to 414 code for a protein of 86 amino acids. The transcript is spliced from 2 exons. The record is from RefSeq and is a predicted model, not a curated record.